CCUUUAAAUGCGCUCGUUGUUUUCCGGAGCUUCUCCGAGAGCCACGCUGCGGCGUGAGCGCGGACCGAGCCAGCCAGUUAUUACAGAUCUGCUGGACCGGGAGCCCACCGAAGGGUCACUUUCCAACAGCUUUGGGACGCGGUUGUUUCACGGCAUAUUUUCCCCAAAUGCAGGCCAUUAAAUGUGUGGUCGUUGGCGACGGGGCCGUGGGUAAGACCUGCCUGCUCAUCAGUUACACCACCAAUGCCUUCCCUGGAGAGUACAUCCCCACAGUCUUUGAUAACUACUCCGCCAAUGUUAUGGUGGACGGGAAGCCAGUCAACCUGGGCCUGUGGGACACGGCAGGACAGGAGGACUACGACCGUCUCAGACCGCUGUCCUACCCACAAACGGACGUGUUCUUGAUAUGCUUCUCCCUGGUGAGCCCGGCAUCUUUUGAGAACGUCAGAGCAAAGUGGUAUCCAGAAGUACGACACCACUGCCCAAACACCCCCAUAAUCCUGGUGGGCACCAAGCUGGACCUGAGGGACGAUAAGGACACGAUUGAGCGUCUCAGGGAUAAGAAGCUGGCCCCCAUCACAUAUCCCCAGGGGCUGGCAAUGGCCCGGGAGAUAGGGUCCGUGAAGUACCUGGAGUGUUCAGCUUUGACCCAGCGAGGCCUGAAGACGGUGUUCGACGAGGCCAUCCGCGCCGUUCUCUGCCCUCCGCCGGUCAAGAAGCAUGGCAAGAAGUGCACGGUUUUCUGAGGGGGGGAGGGGGGGGAGGGGGAGGAGUUGAUUCCCCGGGGGCCACUGGGCAGGCAUUGGCUGUGGGGUGGGGACACUUCUGCUACAGCAGACGCAUAACAAAUCAUCAGGCAUUUUCUUGAGGGACGUCCACUCUAACUACUCAUAAGGACACUUCACACACGGGCAGGUGGGUUAGGGAGCCGUUAUCAGCUGGCCGAAGCAGGAGAGAGCAAAGGAGAUGUGGGUGUGUGCUUAGGUCCCCAUCUUUAUGGGAUUCUCCACAGAUUUGCCUUAAUUGAUCAGUCAUAACUAAAGGCUUUGUUGCAACAGAGGGGGCAAUGACCAGCCAUCAGUGUUCCAUAGAUGUAUUCUGUAUUCACCAAGUAUAGUCACAAAAAUGUCAGCUUUGAACUGUCGCAGUCUACAUUUGCUCUGAUCAGAACGGAUGUUUCGCAGAGUUGAUUUAGAGGUGCUGUUGCGGUAUGGAAAUUGCACGGACGAUUUACUUGCAGUCUGUCAUUUGAGAGACGUGAUAGUGUAGUCGUGAAAAGCUGGGGAUUAAGAGACUUGUCACGCUUGAUAGGUAGCCGCAGUUUCUAACUUCUUGUGUUUUAGUACUCUUGAAGUUCUUCCUGGAAAGUAGACAGCACGUUUCUUAAGUCACAUUAUCUAGAAAGUACAAGGAGUAUGUGGUGUCUGUUUGGCCAACCCUCUGUACCUUUCAGAAGCAUAUUCACGCAGCCUUAUCACCAAAUCGGCAUUGCCUUCUGCAGAGCAUCUAUAGCCUCCUUUAAGGUGCUUAAACCUACACAGGAAACACCAUCCUUCAGGUGGAUGUGUUUUUGUCCUCGUAAACUGAAACCCUCACUUCUGCUUAGUCAAGUUCACUCAGAAUAUGUUUUCUGGAUCUCCGGUGUUGUGGGAAAUGACUGUGAGCUACGGUUGAGCCAUUGUGGUUAUUUUUAAGGACUAACAUACCACAAACCAUAUAACACUGCUGCUUAAAUAGCCUCUUCACGUUGUUGUAUUUGCAUCCAGUCUUAGACCCACUUGUCCUUACUUAGAUUUCAUGUGCAUAUGCCAUAUGGGUGUGUGUGUGUGUUCUGUGGUGCACGCAGCAUUUCAGUAACCACUGUAAAGUACUCGCAUUACUGCGUUUAUUAAUUUGUAACAAUUGAAAGUGGCAGAGAAAUAAAGAAUAUAAAAGUGUGUUAAAUAUUUAACCUUUGAAAAAAGACAUGAAUUUAUAAAUGAAAAUAUGUUUUAACCUAAAAAUGAACGUUUCAUUUUAAGAACAAAAUUCAUUUUGACAUUAGGAUGCUGGGAUGAUGCCAGCUAUGCGUUUUUUUGUGAUGUAAAAUUAAUUUAGUAGUGCAUACGACUUAAAACACAUCUGGAUUACUGAGGCCACAAAUGUCAGGUUUAGUACUGAUAAAAAUUAGUCUUCCUCUGCUGGUGAGCAGUGGUAUUUUCGAUUUCGUCACAACACUGGAUAAUGAAUUCUGUUGGCAUGGCAACUACAUCCACGUAGUGAAAGAUGACAGCAUGGUCAGGGAGUAGAGUCUGAAAUGUUUCUCUUAAUGCUUCAGAACCUGCAUGGGAACUAUUUGGUAAUCUAUUUGUAGAGUCUGUUUGAGAUCUGACAAGAAAAGUGUUUCAUUUAAAAUAUGCUCCGUGUUUGUUAGUCUUUAUUUUGUAUUACUUUUACUGUCAGAGUAUUGUGAGAAUUUUCCAUUUUGUACAAUAAAUAUAAACAUAACUAAA
This is a messenger RNA of Paramormyrops kingsleyae, 2492 nucleotides long. Its product is annotated as ras-related C3 botulinum toxin substrate 3. Gene Ontology annotation, biological process: small GTPase-mediated signal transduction. The record is from RefSeq and is a predicted model, not a curated record. Lineage: Eukaryota; Metazoa; Chordata; Actinopteri; Osteoglossiformes; Mormyridae. Gene Ontology annotation, molecular function: GTP binding; GTPase activity.